CAUAACCUCGUACUAAUACAACGUACAUUUUUAGACUACAGUUUCUGUAACUUUAGUUAGUAGGCUAAUAUUGAGAAAGAAAGUCGUUAGAUCACGACAGUUCUUUCGUCAAAUAGACUUGAACACCUGGUCUGACAAUGAGCAGACCAGAUCGAUAUCAAGACCUGCCUGGAGCAUACAGAAGAAGCGGAUUCUCUGAAGGCCGUAGUCUUCCCAGGAGUUCUAUCCCCCCCAAACCAUCAAGAUAUACGAGUUCUUAUGGUACGUCUGAGAACGACUUUGGACCUGACCACUUUAAUUUCACCGAUGGAGACACGUCUGCAAGCGGUAGAUCUCGUAACGCCAGCACGCUACCGAGUGGACCCAGUGGUAGCAGCGCAGCAUUCUCCAUCCGUGACUCCCAUCCUCCACCUGUUUCCGACUCAAAGAGGAGGACGAUCUCCAUGGGAGCCAACAUCCAACCUCCGAGGAGUAAAAGGAGCGGAGGAACAAGACAUAGAGACAGAAAUCAGACACUUCCUCCAUACUCGGUGAGUAAUUCCAGCCGUCGAACCACCUCCGGAAAUGACGAAAAUAACCGGUUUGGAUCGGAUGGAUCGAGUGUUUACAGCUCGGAUAGUUUUGACUCUCAAGAUGAUUUCGAUCGGCGAUACCCUCCUCGCCCGCCAAAACCCGACAAAUACAAAAGCACCUCUUCAAGUAAUUUUACCGGACAAUUUUAUCCUGACCCGUUAGAGAGCGCUGACAUUCGACGUUUACAGUCCGGUUACUCAGAAGAUACUAACACUACGAUCACAAACGGAGGUAGCAGGCCUACCAAUCUCGAUGAACUAGCAGAGUACUUCAACAAAAAACUGGAAGAUGUCCAGCGGCAAGCGGACAGUGCCAUGCACCAAAUGCAAGGUCGAAAUAGAAGCGAGAGAACUGACUCCACACAAGAAAGCUCUAUGUUCAGCUACCCUGCUGGUCCGUCAGGUCGCCACACAGUUCGUCCAACUAACCGAGCUGGUGUUUCAUCUGACGCUUCUACGAUAACUCCAACAAACAGUCGGACGUUUCAAACGCUGGAAUCUACACAACCUACAGAAAGUAGCAUCUCAGCCGUUAGGGACGAAAUCGAAAGUUUAAAAUCACAGUUAUCGCGAGGCUUAGGAAACAUGGGAGCUCGUGGUGAAUCGCAAGACAUGGACGAGAUGGCUGACUAUUUCAGUAAGAGACUUGAAGAAUGUCAAAAUCAGGUGUAUAAGGCUGUGAACAAAGUACAAGGUCAAAUGGGAGAUCUUAGACGAGGGUUCGACGGUAGACAACCAAGGCAUCACCAGGAAUUUGAAAAUCGAGACGACGAGGUGUACGACAGCAGUGACAGCGGAAUUGGGCCAAGAAAUCUAACUAUACGCCCGCUUACCCGUGCACAUGCCAAUGCUUUAGAAAACAACCAACCGCCAAAUGGACCAAGUCAUAACCCCCCACCAGUUGUGCGACAACAUAGGAAUUACAGGGAAUUUGAUCAUCACCGAGAGCAGGAUAACCACAGACAUACUUAUCCACCACCAUUACCACAAGAUGACGACGAGUCCUUCAGUAUUGCUGCAUCGGAGAAGUUGAGAGAUGCUCCUCCUCCUGUAUACAGGGAUGACAUGGAUUUCCCACAAAUGGCUCCUCUAAACGAGGAUGAUAGUUGUUACAUGGGAUCAGAUGAUGAGAAUGAUUGGGACGAUUAUGAAGAUUUUAUAGACGAUGAUACUCCAGCCCCAGAGACAUCGAUUCCAGUUCCCAAGAUUACCUUCAAAUCGGACAACUACAUUUAUCAAUCUCUCUACAUCUUUUACAUCUGCUCUUUCCUUGCUUACGUGUUCGUGCGUAUACAGUACACACUGGAUGCGCCCGGUUUGAACCGGAUUUACUGCAUUGUUGUCGCUAUCCUUGAGAUUAUUACUGCACCGUCUCUUAUUCUCCAGGGUUUGUGUCUGUGGAAAUGGGUUUCCCGUGAACCCCUGCCUGACGACGCCUAUCUCCGCCAAAAGUUUCACACAGCUAGAAUCAUGGUCCCAACAUACAAGGAACCGCUGGAAGUGGUAGCAGGUACUGUACACGAAAUCGUUCAUAUGGAUCUCCCACCUAAUUUCCAUGUCCAUGUAUACGUGCUUGAUGAUGGUCGAAGAGAAAGUCUCGAAAAUUGGGUUUUGUCGAAACGUACAAAGAGGGGUGUCUAUUUGCAUUACGUCGCACGAACGAAGCUGCCUGGUGUUCCCCAUCACGCUAAGGCAGGCAACAUCAACCAUACAUUGCACUUCGUGUUCGACGACGCUUACGCAGAGCAGGAAUGUGUAAUCAUCUUUGACGCAGAUUUCAUGCCAAGGCGAAACUAUCUUCUCCGUGUGCUUCCUGUGUUCUCUGAAAAACGAACACGUCCACUUGCUCUGGUGCAAACCCCACAGUUCUUCUACAAUGUCAACUCUGACGAAGACGUGUGGGACCAUCUCAACGUCUCGUUCUUCCAUCGUAUCGAACCCAGUCUUGAUCGUUGGAGUGCUGUCAACUGCUGCGGAACAAAUUUCACGGUCAGAGCAGACGCUUUGAAGGACGUCGGCUACUUUCCUGUCGGUUGUUUGACUGAGGACACUUUAUUGUCUCUACGUCUAUGUACUAUGGGUUGGGGUGUGGCUUAUCAUCAUGAAGUUCUUGCUAUUGGACAGUCACCUCACGAAAUCACAGAGAUUUUCAAACAGCGGUCAAGAUGGUGUAAAGGAAACUUACAAAUCUUCCUCGACGAGUUCCCGCUCAUGCAGUCUGGUCUCUCAAUGUCGCAACGUGUCUUCUACAGCUCGUGUGGCUUCAACUACUUCUGUGCUUCCAUCUCAAUUCCGUUCUUUCAACUUGUCCCGGCCUGGGCUAUCUUUUUCGGUUUGUGGCCAGUGUCGAAAAUCGGGCUUGAGUUCGCCUUUGCUUUCUUCAUCUAUUAUCUUCUUGGAAACUUCCUCCUUCUCUACCCCCCUCCCGGGUUCGGAAUCAAGGACAUGUGGAACGGCGAACUGGCUUCGACUAAUUUGUGGUUCACUUAUUUUAACGGAGUACGCAGAAUUGUUGGCACAAAACUACUGAAAGGAAAAGGUGAACUGACUUUCAAAACUACAAAAAAGAAGACGGACGAAGACGAAGAAGGUUCGAAUGUUGGUUUCCAGAAAGAAGACGUUCGUGCUUGUUACAUGCAUUUCAUUAUGUUCUUUAUCAUGUUGAUAACCAUCAUAUACGCCAUUGUAAAAGCUGUCACCGCUACUAACGUGCAGUUCUACUUCUACUACAUGUACAUGAUCGGUAUGUCCUGGGCUCUCAUUAACAUGACACCCUACCUGAUUGUCGUCAUCUACUGCUGGUACCGAGUUCGAAUCCCGGGUCUGCUAGUCGCUUGCUUCAGGAACGUGCAGUUAUUGCUCCGUUUAGUCUGCGCUGCCCUUAUCCUGGUCCAGGCUUUUACGACAAGGAAUCUAACAGAAAACUUCGUGUGUCCCCACGAGUACACGGGUCAACUAGGCGCUAGUCCACUUGCUAUGGUCAAAACCCUGGAUAUAACUUCGAAUCUCCAAGUUAGUCGAAACGCUUUCUGGCUCCUCGGUCUCACCGACGAUUUCUACACCAUCCAGCAGAUUAAAAAGACAGCUUGUAAUGAGGACGAAAUACCUGUAAUCGUGUUUUUCAUGCGACCGUCUGCUGGUCUAGUUCUAGAUGCUGAAUCUAGCCAUUACAUGCCUACAGACCGAAUUGCAUCCUGGGAGGAAUACGAUGUAAAACUAGAAAACUACGCCAAACAGUUGGCUGAUGUCCCAUCAUUGAUUGUGAUGGAACCUUCGUUGCUCAUGCACACGUUUAACUCUCAAAAUAGUCAGCACGAUACUGCUUACCAGGUUCAAUUCGCCCAGCGUGUCCAGAACGCUGUGAAUCUGUUUUCAAAGUCCUGGAUAUACGUCGACGCUGGUAACGCUAUGUACCUGCAGUGGAAUGUUAACUUAAAUCAUGUCAUCAACGUGCUGAAACAAAUGCCGCCUACGAUACGCGGCUUUACCAUCAAUGUCGGGUCCUUUGUCAACAGCUCAUACAAUGAGAUCCUGGCCAACGAAAUUCAUUGCCAGACGGGAUACCAUUUCCUCAUCGACACGUCACGAAACGGUGGAGAGUUUUCCUCGCGGUCGUUGGACGAGAUUAACUCUUGUACUUACGAUCCACCCCGUGUGAGAAACGGCAGCAGACCAACCUGGAGAGAUGGGGCAGCCACUGUAACAUUAGUUGGUCAAACUGGCCUUGCCUCAGCAGCUGCUACGGUUCCACCGACAGAAACUCCCCUUCCUGCCAGUGUAAAGAAACGUUGGGCGCUGAAUGCUCCUGCUGCCGGUGAUCCAGUCGUCGAAGCCAACAAUCCAGCCGCUGGUGGAGCUUUACCGGCUGCUAACGCGGGGGCAGCCGCAGGAGGUGCAGGUGGCGGCGCUGUUGCUGCUGGUGGAGGGGCUUCUGCCGGAGCAGCCGAUACCAGCUACGAAUACAGUUACGAUUACACUGCUGGAGGAGCGACCGCCGCAAUAACUUGUGUCACUACGGAGGCGACAGGUCUUGAUGCUUACGCUUGGAUUAAAACACCUGGAGAGUCAGACGGCAGAAUGUUCGACGCUGGUACCUACCAUCCAUGCCUCACUGACCACACCACUGAAUGCUCGGAAACUUGCAGUCAGUACGUCACUAAAGUGGACGGUGCCUUCCAACGUUCUGAAGCUUGUCAGUGCGGUACGGUUCCCGAAGUUUGAAAUUAGUUGCGAGAAUCUAAGAAUGCGUGAAGAUUCAAAAAAGCUCUCCAGAAAUUGGUAAAAUGCGCAGCUUUUAAGUCGUCGAAUGCUCUCCCGUUCUUCCCACUGCUGUACAUUACUUCCUGCACUUCUUUUCCCUUAAAACUCGAUGUAAAUUAUGUCUUUCUCACGUUCUACUAUAUAUAUAUUCUGUCCACAAUGUCGGUUGCUUUACGAAAAAAUACGAUUGUACAGUGUUGAGAAAAUUAUGCAGACUGGCGCGAAAUACAAUAGUGGUGCUCUGUAA
Ciona intestinalis (vase tunicate) is the source of this 5079-nucleotide messenger RNA. NCBI's taxonomy places the organism in Eukaryota, Metazoa, Chordata, Ascidiacea, Phlebobranchia, Cionidae. The record is from RefSeq and is a predicted model, not a curated record.